This is a messenger RNA of Synchytrium microbalum, 2688 nucleotides long. RefSeq names its product phosphatidylserine decarboxylase. NCBI's taxonomy places the organism in Eukaryota, Fungi, Chytridiomycota, Chytridiomycetes, Synchytriales, Synchytriaceae. The record is from RefSeq and is a predicted model, not a curated record. Bases 1 to 2688 code for a protein of 895 amino acids. Gene Ontology annotation, molecular function: phosphatidylserine decarboxylase activity. Gene Ontology annotation, biological process: phospholipid biosynthetic process. The transcript is spliced from 22 exons.
AUGUUGGCCAGGGAUCGUGGUUCACAAGCAUCACAAGCAGAUUCUGUCGAUGAAGAACCUAUACCGCCCAAACCGUAUUCAUCGUAUUCCAACUUCCUAAACAGUGCUGUCAGCUCGCUUUCAUCACUCAGUUUGAAUGCUCUGUCUAACGCUGGGUUGGCAUUGCUGUCUUGGUAUCCAUUCCUUGCACUGAAUCCUUGGGGCCGUUUGGGAUUUGUUGCUUUACGUGCUGCUAAUUUCAAGUUACAUACUCUCAAAGUACAAGUAAUUCAAGGACGCAAUCUCACGGAUGAAACAGCCAUCGCAUUGGGCUCCAGCUCUUUAUACGUCAACUUGACAACUGGUGAUUCACGAGGUUCCUCACAAACCUUCCAGACUUCUGUCACUUCAAACCGAAUCAACUCAAACUGGAAUGUCGAAUUUGACAUAUCUGUUACAAACCGCAUCCCAACACUAGAAAUCCUACUCUGUGACACCAAACCAACAGGAACUGCUCACUUUGGACGUUUGGAAUUGUCUCUGGCAGACUUCUUCCGUGCAUGCUCAGCACCCAUGUUUGAAGAUCAGCGUAACGUACCCAUAUGGUAUCCACUAAGUAGCGGUAGCCGGCCAGGACAAAAGGCUGCAAGUGGAGAUCUACUCGUCAAGAUUGGUCUAGUUGGAGAGGUCGAUCAAUCCGUUCUUGAUGCUAUUGAGCAAGUUAUGGGUGGAGCUUAUUAUGCAUUACCCGUUGAACCAGCCCAAACAUUCGAACAAUUGCACUAUGAGCAAUUCACGUCAAAGAGAAAGUCAUAUGCAGGAAGUAUUCGCGUGGAAAUAGGUCAAUUCUCUCAAGAUUCAGAAAAGGAUGGAUUGGUCUCGCUUGAUGUGGUGGCCGCUUCCAAUCUUCCAACACCAAAAGGAAAUUCAGUGGGUGAUUGCAACCCAUUUGUCGUCAUUGGAUACAAGCAAGAGUCAUAUCGUACUCGGGUCAUUGUUCAUGCAACUGAUCCCGUCUGGAAUGAGCAACUGAGCUUACACGUCAUGCCAUACAUACCAAGCAAUCAAGUCCAAAUAACUGUACACGACAAGGAUCAUUUCUCAGGAGGCAAGGCAUUGGCAUCUGCUUCAGCACCUAUAGGACGCGUCAUCAGAUUAUGUAAAGAUGAGGUCUCAAAAGCUGUCGCAAAUCCAAAGACUGGAUGGACUGUUGGUAUUAGUUUGGAAUUGACUCCCAAUUUGACGGUCGCCAAGCCAACGAAAGAAGGCCCAACUCAUAUCAUUUUGAGGGCACGAUUUGUUCCUGUAAUUGAGUUGCGCCGACUGUUUCUGCUUACCUAUGCCAGAUACUAUGACACAAACGAAGACAAUCACAUCAACCGUGUCGAAUUGCAAACCAUUUUGGAUACUUUGGGUAGUACUCUCACUGAAGAAUCCAUUACUCGUCUUUUUGAUAGCGAGAGAUCUCUGGAAAUAGGCCUACCAUUUGACGCAUUUGUUGCAGCAGUUGAAUCCUGGAUUACUGGUCCUGAAGGGCAUGUUUCUGGUGACAAGGACGGCAAGGUCGAACAUAUUAUUAGGCUAGAGCAGUGCCCGAUGUGUCAAUCGCCGAUUCCUGAAGAGAUCUGUGACCUGGAUUUGCUUUCUCAUGUCGCUCUUUGUGCUGAAGGUGAUCAACGCAAGAUUGAUGCCCUAAUCAUGGGAGGCUUCUUGACAGAAGUAUAUCCAAGUAAAAAAUGGUUUACCAAGGUCUUGUCGUUUGUGCCUUUCCAAGGGUAUUCAGGCAGUGAUAAUUCUAUUUUGGUUGUUGAUCGUAAAACGGGAUCUCUGGUCAAGGAAAAAAUCCCAAGUUACAUUCGUGUUGGGAUAAGAUUGUUGUACCAGAGCGCUAUCUCGAGAAGUGCUGUUCGAACCAAGGCUAUACGGAAAAUGCUCAAGAGUCUCUCCAUCAAACAAGGUCGGAAGUUUGAUGAUCCAUCCAGUGCAGCUGAUAUUCCUGGAUUCAUUGAGUAUCAUAAACUCAACAUGAGAGAAGUCCUCGAACCAAUUGAAAACUUCCAAACAUUCAAUCAAUUCUUUUAUCGCAAAUUGAAGCCUGGUGCCCGUGUCUUGGCAUCUCCAAGUCCGAGAGUGGCAGUAUGUCCAGCAGAUUGUCGAUUAACUGCUUUUGUAUCCGUCAAAGACGCAACCAAGCUGUGGAUUAAAGGACGUGAAUUUACUAUUGCUGCGUUGUUAAAGGAUGAUGCUAUGGCAAGACGAUUUGCCGGUGGAUGUGUAUCGAUAUGCCGUUUGGCGCCUCAAGACUAUCACCGAUUCCAUUCGCCGGUCGAUGGUGUGGUCUCCAAAAUGAAGAAGAUAGAGGGUGACUACUAUACAGUUAAUCCAAUGGCUGUUAGGACUACUGUUGAUGUGUAUACGGAUAACGUGCGAUUGGUGACCUACAUAGAAAGUGACAAUUUCGGAACAGUAGCAUACAUUUGUGUGGGUGCCAUGUUGGUUGGAAGUAUUGUGCCGACUGUUGUUGAAGGACAGUGGAUUAAGAGGAUGGACGAAAUCGGAUACUUUGCUUUUGGAGGAAGCACGAUCAUUGUCCUCUUUGAGCCUGGUCGAUGCAAGUAUGAUGAUGAUUUGUUGAGCAAUUCCAGAAAAGAUUUGGAGACUUUCGUUAAAGUUGGAGAGACUCUUGGACGUGGUAAAGCUGCAACAUAA